Phycodurus eques (leafy seadragon) is the source of this 2119-nucleotide messenger RNA. RefSeq lists its product as uncharacterized. The coding region runs from base 174 to 578 and encodes 134 amino acids. Gene Ontology annotation, molecular function: 2 iron, 2 sulfur cluster binding. Lineage: Eukaryota; Metazoa; Chordata; Actinopteri; Syngnathiformes; Syngnathidae. The record is from RefSeq and is a predicted model, not a curated record. The transcript is spliced from 3 exons.
GAAAUGACAACCACGAGCAACGUGCGCGUGCACGGGCGAGAAUGGUGUAGUGAGGUACUCGGCCUUUGUAAAAGGCCAACGAAACACGACAAAUGAAGGUGGAAAUGCAGAUUAGUGCGACGUUAUAACAUUAAGGGAGCCAGCGACGCCGUUUUUUUUUGUUUGUUUUUUUAAUGGCUUCAUCCCCCGGAGAGGGAGAAGGAAACGCGAGGGGUGUCGCGUGGAGACUCAUCGGCGCAGCCUCAGAGCUUUCCGCCAAGAGGUGCCGCCUGGUGCACUCCUCCCUCGGCCGGCAGUCGGACGUGUGCCUCUUCUUCGUCAAGGGGGAGUUCUUCGCCAUGGAUGCCCGCUGUGCACACUCCGGAGGUCCUUUGUGUGAGGGGGACAUCGAGGAGGGCGAUGGAAUUCUGAGAGUCUUCUGUCCGUGGCAUGACUACGACUUUGACCUCAGGACCGGGAAGUCAGGGACCUCAUUGAAGCAACAAGUGCAUGAAGUCAAGCUGGAGGAUGGUGACGUGUACGUGAAGCACGCAAGCUGUCUCUCCUUGCAGCCGUUUCCUGUCCAUCACAAGAACUGAGCUUCAACCUUCCAUCGUCCUGGCCGGGACGCCAAGUCGCUGAUUACGGGACGUCCUGCCGGUAGCGAGCACAUUCGGGGCUAUUUAUAAGACUUUAUCCCGCAAAGCCCAGCCAUCUGAAAGCAUUCCUAAGCCUUAUCUGUCAGUUACCCAGACAUUGUACUUUGAUUGCAAGUAAAAUCAAACGAUGAUAUCAGGCAAUUGUCUGAAGGAGACAUCAAGACAGUGCUUCAUAUAGACAGAAAAACCUUUUGCUAAACUUAAAAAAACACUUGAACAAAACUUGAACUCUGUGCAGAAGAAAAAUAUUUUACUGUUCUCAACUGUCACAGACAAUGAUGGAUUCAAAAUUGUUUUUCCAGUUGAUGAUUUGUGUUUUUACCUCAUAUCUGGGCCAUAACUGCCUCAGCUACUUAAAAAGUAACCUGAGGUUAGAGUAUAUUCUGGGUGAGUGUGUAUCCAUCUAUCCAUUUUCUGUUGUACUUAUCCCCAUUUGGGUCAGCUAGAACCUAUCCCAGCUGACUUUGGGCGAGAGGUGGGGUACGCCCUGGAAUGGUCGCCAAUUGCAGGGUAUGUAGAAAAACAAUUGGCGUUGUUGUGUGCGCACAACCGUCCUUAUGGGCAAUUAUGUAACUCUUCAAUGAACCAAACAUGGAUGUUUGGUUGCAUUCACAUUGAAUUGAAGAGGAGUGUAGUUACAUUGUUCUAGAGGAGAUGGUAAUCUUCGUUGCGAUUUUCUUUAUUAGUAAAUAAUAAUGUAAAAUUAUUAUUAUAAUGCCAAACAUUUUGUGUGCAUUUUUUCUAAAUCUUUCUGAUGAAAUAAAUGAUAUGUGAUAAAUGAAUGGAUGUUCGCUGUAACUCGGACUGUCUCUGUCCCUUCAAGUACAAUGAUUAUUGCCUUCUUCCCCUGUGUUAUGAUUUGCCGGGAGACCUGUGGCCUUUAAAGAAGACAUUCACUGAUGUCACAAAGCCCACAUGUGCCCUUUCAAAUUUACCUUAAUAAGGUUCUCUGUCUUUGAAAAUUAUGACCUUUUUUUUUUUUUUUUUUUAAACCAUUCUACUUAUGUAGUGGAAUUUAAGGCUGGUUUGAAAGGCACCAUGGGAAGGUUCUCAACCACUAAUGAAUCAUUGACAGAAAAAACUAAAUUCACCGGUUGUGUAUGUUUUUUUUCUUAUCUUUAGCUGUGCGUGCACUUGCUAUAUUUUGUUGAUGCCAUUCCUCCCUGAUGGGAAGUUUUAUUACAAUCAUAAUUUCAUUGGUUAAACCUCACUUGAGUGAGCAUUUCAGGUCUCGCUGUGGGCGUUAUUAAUCAUCCGUGAUGGGUACACACAAUUGACAUGGUGUUAAAUUGUGUAGAUGCAUAAAAUUGAUUGUUUUAUUUAAUAGUCUUUCACAAAUUUUUUUUUAAACCAGGCACCCCUUACUUUAGCCUGCCAGUUUUGGGGAACCAGCUGUCUUGUAAUAUUCUUUUAAGUCUAUGAAAAGUCAAAAUAAAAAUGUCUUGUAAAUUUGACACACCACAGAGAAGUGUUGUUAAUAA